Messenger RNA from Chaetura pelagica (chimney swift), 1320 nucleotides. RefSeq names its product essential meiotic structure-specific endonuclease 1 (gene EME1). Gene Ontology annotation, biological process: resolution of meiotic recombination intermediates; replication fork processing; double-strand break repair. Gene Ontology annotation, cellular component: nucleus; Holliday junction resolvase complex. Gene Ontology annotation, molecular function: nuclease activity; DNA binding. NCBI's taxonomy places the organism in Eukaryota, Metazoa, Chordata, Aves, Apodiformes, Apodidae. The record is from RefSeq and is a predicted model, not a curated record. Bases 1 to 1320 code for a protein of 439 amino acids. The transcript has 9 exons.
AUGACCCCGCGAUGGGCCCGAAACCCGCCCGUUCCACCACAGCCCCGCCUCGGCCUGAGCCGAAGUGACACGGACAGUGUGAGGAGGCCCUCCCGGUGCCCCCCGCCAGCCCCUCCGCCUGGUGCUGCAGCCCGGCCUGAGAGCACAGCCAGCCCAGAAACAUCCCCCCCUCCCGAGGAACCACGGUGUAGCUUGAAGAGAAGGAAGGCUGGCUGCCAGGCUGCCUUGCAGAAGAGGAAGGAGAGAGAAGAACUGAGGAGGCAGAAAGAGCAGGAAAAAGAGCAGAAGAGGGCCCUUGCCAAGAGGCGGAAAGCUCUGCGACCAGGAGAGUGCCAGAAAUACAUGACAGUAGUGGUAGAUGAAGUUCUCUUACAGGUAGAAGGUGGUGGGCAGAUCUUCAGUGCUCUGCGGGCUGCAAAUUAUUUCUGUGUGGUUGAGAGCCAGGCUGUUCCCUGCAGCGUCACUUGGAGGAGAAAGGUUGUGCCAUCUCAGAUGGAAGAAGGAGAUGAAUGGACAGAAGAACCAAAUGUCCUGGUUCUGCUUCGCUGGGAGGAGUUUCUGCCCAUGGUUCGCAACUACAAACAAGAGGCCCAGGACUGCACAGAACAGAAGGAGACCCUCCAGAGCUAUGUAGCUUAUGUGGCAGAGAAAAUGCCUGGGAAAAUUCUGGCUCUGGCAGUAGCUGAUGUAGAAAAGUAUUUGAGGUCCCUCAGGUUUCAGUCAGGAAAAGGACUGCAAGGGGCAGCAGGCAGUGGAAACCAAGAGGAACAGGGAAAAAGGAGAAAAAAGAAAGUUAGGGAUUCUGGCCUGGAGCUAACCAGAAUGGAUGUGGAAGAAGCCCUGGUGGAUCUGCAGCUGUCCACACAAGUCCCAGUCAGGUUUUUUGAGAGCUGGGAGGAGCUUGGAGAAUUUGUCACCAUGUUCACAAAAGCUGUAGCUGAAGCACCGUUCAAGCGGGAGCGAGAGAACACAGGGUUCUCCUUCUACUUGGAGAAGCGGUGGUGCGGAGGGGUGAGGGUGAAACCUUCUGGGGAGGGUCUCCUAGAAGUUUGGAAGAGGCAGCUACAACAAUUCAACCGUGUCAGCCGCGAGAUGGCUGAAGCUAUUGUGUCUGCCUACCCUUCUCCUCAGCUCCUGAUCCAGGCCUACAAGAGAUGCUCCUCAGACCAGGAGCAGGAAAACAUGCUGGCCAACAUCACCGUGCACCGCGGGGAAGGCGUGACCGCCACCUCCCGCCGCAUCGGACCUGACCUCUCCCGAAGGAUCUAUCUGCAGAUGACUUCUCCUGAUCCUGACCUCUACUUGGAUGCCACUGGGUAA